AACCAACCCGGAGUCAGUGAUUGGUGCUGGGCAUUCGGAAGGGGCGUGGUUAGGUUGGUACCCGCUCCCGGGCCAGGUUUAAAUGGACUGGGCGGGGCGGCGUGAGUAGUGUAGCUGCUGCUCUCCCGGGGCUGUGAACCCAGAAACCAGCACCAUGGGAAAAGAGAAAAUCCAUAUCAACAUUGUGGUGAUUGGCCAUGUGGACUCUGGGAAAUCGACUACUACUGGGCACCUCAUCUACAAGUGUGGGGGCAUCGACAAGAGAACCAUUGAGAAGUUUGAGAAGGAGGCAGCUGAGAUGGGGAAGGGAUCCUUCAAAUAUGCCUGGGUGCUGGAUAAGCUGAAGGCUGAACGGGAGCGUGGGAUCACCAUUGACAUCUCCCUGUGGAAGUUCGAGACCACCAAGUACUACAUCACCAUCAUUGAUGCCCCUGGCCACAGAGAUUUCAUCAAGAACAUGAUCACCGGCACCUCUCAGGUAUGGACUGACCCUGCUCUGGGUGAAGGUGAUGAUAUGCCUAAGCAGCUAGAACUGUGGCAUGCUCUUAUACUGUGUCCCUCCCUACCCCAGGCUGACUGUGCAGUGCUGAUUGUGGCAGCUGGUGUGGGAGAGUUUGAAGCUGGCAUCUCUAAGAAUGGGCAGACCCGGGAGCAUGCCCUGCUGGCCUACACGCUGGGGGUGAAGCAACUUAUCAUUGGGGUGAAUAAGAUGGACUCCACAGAGCCCCCUUACAGCAGCAAGCGCUACCAGGAGAUCACCAAGGAAGUGGGUGCCUAUGUCAAGAAGAUUGGCUACAACCCAGCCUCUGUGGCAUUUGUGCCCAUCUCUGGCUGGCAUGGGGACAACAUGCUGGAGGCCAGUGCCAAAAUGCCUUGGUUCAAAGGCUGGAAGAUCACUAGGAAGGAUGGGAAUGCUGCAGGCACCACUCUAAUGGAAGCUCUGGAUUCCAUUAUCCCUCCUUCCCGCCCAAUUAACAAGCCACUCCGCCUGCCCCUGCAGGAUGUCUACAAGAUUGGCGGUAUCGGAACGGUCCCCGUGGGCCGUGUGGAGACAGGCUUCAUGAAGGCUGGCAUGGUGGUGACUUUUGCCCCCACCAACAUCACCACAGAGGUGAAAUCGGUGGAAAUGCAUCAUGAGGCUCUGGCAGAGGCACUGCCAGGUGACAACAUUGGGUUCAACGUGAAGAACGUGUCUGUGAAAGACAUCCGGCGUGGGAACGUGGCCGGAGACAGCAAGAACGACCCUCCCAUGGAGGCCGGUAGCUUCACCUCUCAGGUCAUCAUCCUGAACCACCCAGGCAAGAUAGCUGCUGGCUACUCCCCAGUGCUGGAUUGCCAUACUGCUCACAUCGCCUGCAAAUUUGCAGAGCUGAAGGAGAAGAUCGACCGCAGGUCUGGCAAGAAGCUGGAGGACAAUCCCAAGGCCCUGAAGUCUGGAGAUGCUGCCAUUGUGCAGAUGAUUCCUGGCAAACCCAUGUGUGUGGAGAGCUUCUCAGACUACCCACCUCUUGGUCGCUUUGCUGUUCGUGACAUGAGACAGACGGUGGCUGUGGGUGUGAUCAAGGGGGUAGAGAAGAAAGCCAGUGCAGCUGCCAAAGUCACCAAAUCAGCUGUGAAGGCCAGUAAGAAAUGAAGACAGGCACAAUCACCGUCUGGACUUACUUGUACAGCACAGAUUGCUGAGCCUUCAGCAAAGGGCACUAGCAGAGCCAUGGGUGGGAUGGGUCUGCCUGACCCCUUGUACUUUAACUUUUUUCUAACUGUCCUCACUGAAUAAACUGCCCAUUGGAAAAAGGA
Dermochelys coriacea (leatherback sea turtle) is the source of this 1797-nucleotide messenger RNA. RefSeq names its product elongation factor 1-alpha, oocyte form. Bases 155 to 1633 code for a protein of 492 amino acids. Gene Ontology annotation, biological process: translation; translational elongation. Gene Ontology annotation, molecular function: translation elongation factor activity; GTP binding; GTPase activity. The record is from RefSeq and is a predicted model, not a curated record. The transcript is spliced from 7 exons. NCBI's taxonomy places the organism in Eukaryota, Metazoa, Chordata, Testudines, Dermochelyidae.